AUGGCGCGCCUUCACGUAGCUCUCCUCCUUCUCUUGGUGGCCGUCUCCGCCGUCAUCGUAUCAGCUACCGAUAAACCGUCGGUAACCACCGCCGGACCUCCAACCGCAACAACUCCGACGACCAGUGGAGAUGUCGAGGCAGCAGAGGCUCCAGUAGACGACAACGCCAUUGGAACAACCGACGACGACGCAGGUGCUACUCCAGGAGAUGAUGACGUGGCAGUAGCCGGACCUAUCGGAAGCGAGACUUCGUACGCAAACUACCCACCGCCUCAACAAACUUCCGGCAGUGGCCCCAUCACCGCUAUGAUUGGAUUCGUUUCUGUUGCUGCUACGAUGGUUGGGUCGUUCUUCUUUUUCUGA
Eruca vesicaria subsp. sativa (arugula) is the source of this 363-nucleotide messenger RNA. The record is from the annotation of a GenBank genome assembly. Lineage: Eukaryota; Viridiplantae; Streptophyta; Magnoliopsida; Brassicales; Brassicaceae.